Messenger RNA from Phaedon cochleariae (mustard beetle), 3913 nucleotides. NCBI's taxonomy places the organism in Eukaryota, Metazoa, Arthropoda, Insecta, Coleoptera, Chrysomelidae. The record is from the annotation of a GenBank genome assembly.
AUAACAUAUUUAUUUCAAAAUGGACAACAAAAAACCUGAAAAAUCUAGCAAGAAACGACCAGGACUGUCUUUUAAUACAGUUAGGAGAAAGACAACAGUUCCUAGUAGUUCACUGCUUGAAUCACUGUUCAAACCGGCAGUGAAGAAACCCUUGGGUCAAAGACCCACUUCCAUGAUGAAUGCCCGACACAAUUCCGAUACAGAUAUCGCAGACCCUGACGAUGAUUACUUGAAAAUGAUUGAAAUUAUGAGCGAAAAAGAGGUCAACGUCAGAAUAGAAGACCUCCUGAGCGACAUGAACCUGAAUGACGACAAGAAGAAACCUUUGAGAGAGAUGCCUUUGGACCAAAAACGAAACAUGCUCAUCAUGCAGAUCAAAAAGAAAGGCCAACACGACACCGGAAACCGAUUCAACGACCCGGAGGAUUACCACAAAUACCUGGAACAGCACUCCAACCCGGAGUAUAUUCAGCCCACUAAACUGUUGAAUUGCGUGGAGAGCUUGAGAGUUGCUUUGGCCAAUAAUCCACUCAGUUGGGUGGAGAAGUUUGGCUCUACAGGGUUGCAACUCCUUCUGAAUGUGUUGGAGAUCGGCUUGAAACAGAGAGAUGUUAAACUGCAGUCAGAAUGCCUGAGAUGUGUAGAAAAGUUCAUGAAUAACACCACAGGACUGAGGGCGUUUUUUCAACAUUCCAAAGGGCAUGUAAUAGUGUCCCGAUGUCUUGAUCAUGAGAAGCCUCAAGUCAUGAUACAAGGUUUGAAGAUUUUGGCCCCCUUGUGUUUUUUAGAGGAAGGGGCUGAUGAUGGAUGCAGAAAGGUGCUGAUGGCAAUCACUCAAGUUGGAGAAGAAAGGCAUAAAGAGCGAUUUUUGCCAGUUGUAAAUGGUAUCGCAAAAACUAACAAUGCAGAUUUACAGAGUAUGUGUUUUCAAUUCAUCAAUGCCUUGCUAUCAGAGACUCCCGAUUACGAAUUCCGGAUGCACUUGAGGAAUGAAAUCGUACGAAAUGGACUCUAUGAGAAACUACAGGAACUCAAGAACGAGACAAACCCGUUGAUCAAAAGGCACUUUGCGAUUUUCGAAAAUCGACGAGACGAUGACGCAGACGAACUACACGAACGUUUUGACCGGGUAAGACUCGACAUGGACGAUAUACAGGAUUGCUUCGAGGUCCUCAAAAAUAUCACCCUCGAUACGUCCUCGGAACCCUACUUUCUCAGCAUUUUACAGCACCUUCUAUUCAUUCGCGACGAAAUCAACGUGAGGCCGGCUUACUUCAAACUGAUAGAGGAAGUGGUUUCACAGAUAGUUCUUCACAAGGCUGGUUUGGACCCAGACUUCAAACAUAAUCAUCUUGACAUUGAUCUACAACAACUUAUAGAUGAACUUAAAGACAAACCGUCGAUGGUGGACAGUACCGAAGUGGACGGCCUCAGAAAACAACUAGAGGAGGCCUUAGCCGCCAAAACCGAAGCUGAAGCCAAACUGGAACUCCUCCAAGGUCAUAACGGCGGCCCACCAACGACCACCGGAAAACUGGACCCCUCCUUGCUGGGCAAAAUAAACGUACCGCCUCCUCCUCCACCCCCACCUGGAAUGGGCGGGCCUCCGCCACCGCCCAUGCCUGGAAUGGGCGGACCUCCCCCUCCCCCGAUGCCAGGAAUGGGCGGGCCUCCCCCUCCGCCGAUGCCAGGCAUGGGCGGGCCUCCCCCUCCGCCGAUGCCGGGCAUGGGCGGGCCUCCUCCGCCUCCGAUGCCGGGCAUGGGCGGGCCGCCGCCGCCCCCGAUGAUGGGCGGUAUGGGCCCGCCCCCGCCGCCCGGAAUGAUUCCGCUAAUCGGAAUGGCCAGGCCGGACCUGCUGCCUCCGGGAUUGAGGCCGAAGAAGAAGUGGGAGGUGUCUGGGCCGAUCAAGAGGAUCAAUUGGAAAAUGAUUGUUCCUCAAAAACUGUCAGAAAAGUCUUUCUGGAUGAAAGCAAAAGAGGAAGAAUUGGCGGAACCGGAUAUUCUGGACGGUUUGGCCAAAAAGUUUUCUACCAAACCGCCGAAAGCAAUGGAAGACGUGACGGAUAAGUCUAGCAAUAUCGGAACUCUGAAAAAGGUCAAAGAACUGAAUGUUCUUGACGGGAAAUCGGCCCAAAAUAUCAGUAUAUUACUGGGUGGUUCCUUGAAACACAUGGCAUACGAUGACAUAAAAAAAGCCCUGCUGAGAUGCGACGAAACUGUUUUAACUGAAAGCAUAACUGAACAACUGAUACAGUACUUGCCACCUGCUGACCAACUGACAAAGUUGCAAAGUUUCAAAGACAAGUACGAUGAUCUCACAGAGGCGGAACAAUUUUGCGUGAAAUUGUCAGAGGUGAAAAGGCUGCUGCCUAGGUUGAAAUCUCUCAGUUUCAAGCACCAUUACGUGGAAAUGGUACAGGAUACCAAACCGGAUAUUGUAGCUGCCACUGCCGCCUGUGAAGAGGUGAAAAAGAGCAAGAAAUUUUCCAAGAUCCUGGAACUCAUUUUGCUCAUGGGCAAUUAUAUGAAUUCUGGCACCAAAAAUGCCCAAGCAUUCGGAUUCGAGAUAUCCUUCCUCACCAAACUCAGCAGCACAAAGGACGUUUCCAAUAAACAAACCCUGCUCCACUAUAUCGCUCAAACGGUCGAGAACAAAUGGCCGGAACUGUUGAAUUUCUAUGACGAGAUGCCCCACAUAAACCAAGCGAGUCGCGUUUCUUUGGACGGGAUCCAAAAGACCCUCAAACAAAUGGACAACAGCAUCAGAAACCUCAAGACUGACUUGGAGAACAAUAGAGUGCCCCAAGGAGACGACGACAAAUUUUUGGCUGUCAUGGAGAAAUUCGCCGAGGACGCCCGAGAACAAUGCGAUGUGAUGCAGAAAAUGUUGAAAAAAGUGGAAACUUUGUACAGUGAUCUUUCUGAAUAUUACUCUUUUGACAAACUGAAAUACUCUCUUGAAGAAUUCUUCAUGGAUUUGAAAGUUUUCAAGGACAGCUUCAUUGAAGCCAAGACGGACAAUCAGAAGGAGAGAGAGUUGGAGGAGAAAAAGGAAAAAGCAAGAUUGGCGAAACUGCAACAAGAAAAAGAAAAAGAGGAGAGAAUCAAAACAAAACAAAGGUUGAUCGAUAUGAAUCCUACGGAAACGCAAGAAGGCGUUAUGGAUAGUUUGUUGGAAGCUUUAUCAACUGGGAGUGCUUUUGGGAGGGAGCAAAAGAAACGGAGGGGCCACAGGCCUGCAGGAGCUGAACGGAGAGCACAGUUGGUUAGAUCCAGGUCAAGAACUGGUUUGGUUGCAGAAAGGGAAUUAACUAGAGAGAUACUUGCGUGAUAUCCCUGACUAUGUCCCUGAUAAUAGUAGAAAUAAUACAACGAAAUUAAUUAUGCGCUCAAACUAUGUUAUAAAUAGGUUGUAUUUGAAUGGUAUUGUAAAUUGUUUACCAGUUAUUUUGUAAAUAGUAUCUCAUAUUUUUUGUACAUUUUGAAUUUGAAGAAUCUCAAUAUUUUUUUAUUAUAUUUACUUCAUGUAAGGUCCAAAAUGCAUAUAAUUUCAAUCUUUUGUUAAUUUCAGGGUGAGUAAUUAGAUUGUAUUGUUGCUUUUUUUAGAUUUUAAAUUGUUGGUUUUUGUUAUUGAUAUUGUCUUGAUACCCUUAAAAAUAGUGGGAUUCAAAUGAUUCCUUCAAGUGUCCCACUUUAGCCUCGAGUUUAUUUUAUACCAUUAACAUAAGAUUGAAUAUUCAAUAAGAAAGUGAUGUGUUCCAAAAUAUUCAAUAAUCAGGGUCCUUUUCGGACAAACUUGAUACUUUCACUUCAGGAAUAUGCUUACAUAAUAUUUAUAUACACGAUAUUUUUAUAAAAACUGUGAAUAGGAUUAUACAUAUAUAAUAUUUUAAUAAAUUAUUACUUGAUUGUU